This is a messenger RNA of Acanthisitta chloris (rifleman), 2270 nucleotides long. Its product is annotated as keratin, type I cytoskeletal 13-like. Gene Ontology annotation, molecular function: structural molecule activity. NCBI's taxonomy places the organism in Eukaryota, Metazoa, Chordata, Aves, Passeriformes, Acanthisittidae. The record is from RefSeq and is a predicted model, not a curated record.
AUGAGCUGUAGUAUUAAGCAGACAACAGGCUCUCUCAGGGGCAGGACCAGCGGUGGCAGCUGUGUGAUCGGUGGUGGCGGUGGUGGCGGAGCGCGGAUCUCCUCGGUCUCCUCCGGAAGAUACACGACCUGCGGGAUAGGCGGGAGCAGAGGGUUCUCUGGGAGAAGCUACUGUGGUGGUGUGAAUUAUGGAGGAGGACUGAGCACUGGCAGCUUGGUUGGUGGGAACUUUGGAGGUGGCUUAGGAGCUGCUGUGCUCGGAGGAUGUCCAGGCAUGGGGUUCAGCGGUGGCAGCGCUCGCUUCGGCGGUGGCAUGGGAGGUGGCAUGGGCAUGGGUCUCGGUGGAGGUGGUUUUGCUGGUGAUGGCAUCCUUCUUUCUGGUGACGAGAAGGUCACCAUGCAGAACCUUAACGACCGCCUGGCUUCUUACCUGGACAAGGUGAGGUGCCUGGAACAAGAAAAUGCUGACCUGGAGUGUAGGAUCAGGGAGUGGUAUGCCAAGCAGGGCCCUUUCUGUGAGCCACGGGACUACAGCUGCUAUUACAAGGAAAUAGAAGAUCUUCAAAACCAGAUUGUCUGUGCAACCAUAGACAACAACAAGAUCAUUCUGAACAUCGACAACAGCAGGAUGACAGCUGAUGACUUCCGAGUGAAGUACGAGACGGAGCUGGCGCUGCGGCAGAGCGUGGAGGCUGACAUCAACGGGCUGCGCCCGCUGGUCAGGUCUGACCUGGAGUCACAGCUGUAGUCGCUGCGGGAGGAUCUCUGCUGCCUGAAGAAGAACCACGAGGAGGAAAUGUGCUGUCUGAGGAAGCAAUCGACUGGAGAUGUGAGCGUGGAGGUCAAUGCCUGCCCUGGCCCAGACCUCAGGAAGAUCUUGGAGGAGAUGAGAUGCCAGUAUGAGACGCUGAUUGAACGCAACCGCAAAGAAGUCGAGGAUUGGUACGAGUGCAAGAUUGAGGAGGGGAAUCGGGAGGUUAUUACGAGCGGUCAGGAGGUGGAAACGUGCAACAAUCAGGUGAUUGAACUGAGACGCCAAUUGCAAGCCCUGGAAAUUGAUCUCCAGGCUCAGCUCAGCCAGAGGGACAACCUGGAGUCCUCACUGGCUGAGACAGAGUGUCGCUACAACAACCACCUUGGUGAGCUCCAGACCCAGAUCACCUGUGUGGAGCAGCAGUUGGCUGAUCUGCGAGCAGAGAUGGAGUGCCAGAACCAAGAGUACAAGAUCCUGCUGGAUGUCAAGUGCCGCCUGGAGCAGGAGAUCCACACAUACCGCUGCCUGCUGGAGGGUGGCCAGCAGGACCUUAUAAGCAGUGGGAUAGGAGGAGGAGGCAUCAUUAGGACAAGCCACACUUACACUUCGUCUGCCCAGAUGCCAACCUGUGCAGCUGCGGAGAUCCAAGAGUUCUUACAUCAUUCCUCAUACAUCACUCGAGAGUACGCGACACAAGGCCUGUCCUGCGAGCCCAGGGACUACAGCUGCUACUACAAGGAGAUCGAAGAUCUUCAGAACCAGAUUGUCUGUGCAACCAUUGAUAACAACAAGAUCAUCCUGGACAUCGAUAACAGCAGGAUGGCUGCCGAUGACUUCCGUGUGAAGUAUGAGACGGAGCUGGCGCUGCGGCAGAGCGUGGAGGCUGACAUCAACGGGCUGCGCCAAGUCCUGGACCAGCUGACGCUGUGCAGGUCUGACCGGGAGGCACAGCUGGAGUCGCUGCGGGAGGAGCUCUGCUGCCUGAAGAAGAACCACGAGGAGGAAAUGUGCUGUCUGAGGAAGCAAUCGACUGGAGAUGUGAGCGUGGAGGUCAAUGCCUGCCCUGGCCCAGACCUCAGGCAGAUCCUGGAGGAUCUGCGGUGCCAGUACGAGACGCUCAUCGCGCGGAACCGCAAGGAAGUCGAGGAUUGGUACGAGUGCAAGAUUGAGGAGGUGAAUCGGGAGGUUAUUACGAGCGGUCAGGAGGUGGAAACGUGCAACAAUCAGGUGACUGAACUGAGACGCCAAUUGCAAGCCCUGGAAAUCGAUCUCCAGGCUCAGCUCAGCCAGAGAAAUAAUUUGGAAUCCUCUCUGGCUGAAACUGAGUGUCAGUACAACAACCUCCUGGGUGAUCUACAGAACCAGAUCACCUGUGUGGAGCAGCAACUGGCUGAAAUAAGAGCAGAAAUUGAGUGCCAGAACCAAGAGUACAAGACCUUACUGGACGUCAAGUGCCGCCUGGAGCAGGAGAUCCAGACCUACCGGUGCCUGUUGGAAGGAGGACAGCAGGACCUCAU